AUGCCAUCCACAGACAACGAGCACAGUCUCAACAACCAGUCGCAAGGUCACGAUAUCACUGCCAACAACAGCAAUGUCAAUACCAAUACCAAUGCACAUCACAAAUCUAGCCACAACACUCUAGCAAACGAACCCGUCGCCCUAACAGAAGAAGACCGCCAGAAGGAAGACGCUACGGGUACGAAUCCGGACUUCUCGCUUGCGGGCCCGUAUAACAAUCCGCAGAAUGUCUAUAUCUCGCCGGAGUACCUAGAGAAUAACCCGGGUUAUGGUAAGCCGCAUGAUGAGCCGCUGUGGAGUUUGGCGCAGCCGUUUCCUAGGGUUGUUAGGCCUGGAAUGAGGAUGAGGGGGGAGAAGGGGGAGGAGGUUGGAACGCCGGAAGAAGCGCAGCAAACUGCUACAUCGCCUGAGAAGGCAGACGGGGAGCUUGGGAAAGAAGGGAAGGAGGAAGACCCUGCGCAGAAAGUUUCAAAACCACGACAUGGUGAUUUUUUCAAUACAUGGGGUCGUAUCCGGAAUAUCUUCCGCGAGUUCCUGGGUGAAUUACUUGGAUCAACAAUCGCCCUCCUAAUCGGCCUGUGCGCAUCCCUCUCCCGCGUAACCUCUCAAGAACAAGCCGGCACCUUCGAAUCCCAAUCCUGGGCCUGGGGCUUCGGCUUCAUGGUCGGCAUCUACGUCGCCGGUGGUAUAUCCGGAGGCCAUCUCAACCCCGCAAUCAGCAUCUCGCUAUCCGUCUUCCGAGGAUUUCCUGUUCGUAUGUGUCUGCAGUACAUGUUAGCGCAGAUCCUCGCCGCGCUAGCCUCAGGGGGUAUCGCGUACGGUAUAUACUACAACUCCAUCCAUUACGUCGCAAGCAUCAACCAGCAAACGCCAUCGCAAAUCAUGGAUAGUGUGUUUUAUACGAUGCCAAAGGAGUGGGUUCAUCCUGCGGCGGCAUUUUUUAAUGAGUUUGUUGGAACGGGGAUUCUGGUUUGUACGAUUCUCGCGCUGGGUGAUCAUACCAAUGCGCCGCCGGGAGCGGGUAUGCAGGCGUUUUUGGUGGGGUUGUUGAUUAUGAUUUUGUGUGUAGCAUUGGGGUAUAAUACUGGAGGUUGCUUCAACCCAGCUCGAGACUUCGGCCCGCGCCUCUUCGCACUCAUGGCCGGCUACGGCGGACGAUUGUUCACACAGAAGCACGCGUGGUGGGUCUGGGGGUCUUGGGUCGCUGAUAUAGCUGGUGGCCUGUUUGGCGCGUUCAUUUACGAUUCGUUCAUCUUUACGGGUGGUGAAAGCCCGGUGAACUACACUCCGAGACGACGGAAGCGCGCUUAUCUGAUUAAGAAGAUGAAAUUUAGGAAUAGGCUGGGACGCAAGAGACAUCAGAAUGCGGAUAUUGAGUCUGCGAUUAGGAAUGUUGAGAAUGAAUAA
Aspergillus ruber CBS 135680 is the source of this 1407-nucleotide messenger RNA. Its product is annotated as MIP/aquaporin family protein. Gene Ontology annotation, biological process: water transport; glycerol transmembrane transport. Gene Ontology annotation, cellular component: plasma membrane. The record is from RefSeq and is a predicted model, not a curated record. Lineage: Eukaryota; Fungi; Ascomycota; Eurotiomycetes; Eurotiales; Aspergillaceae. The coding region runs from base 1 to 1407 and encodes 468 amino acids. The transcript is spliced from 4 exons. Gene Ontology annotation, molecular function: glycerol channel activity; water channel activity.